UGUUUGUUGUACCUUGGAAAUAGUCUCUAUCCAAACAUUUUGUAAAUUUUAUUUGAUACAUUAGUCAUCCAAAAUUAACUCAAAUGGAAAAUACUACGUUAUAUAAAGAGCUCAACAAUAUUCCGUUGGCUGAUGAUGAUCCCCAAGCUGUCAUUCCGUCCGAUGGAGAGGAAGCAGGCGUAGAGCGCCAUUCAUUAGACUCUAUGUCUUCUCGUUUUACCAAUGAUAGCUCAGAGCAUCCCCUUUGUGAUGGAGAUAUCAACUUGGAUGAACAAGAAGAAAAGGCGCGUCUAAUAGCCCAAGUUAUGGAACUCCAAAACACUCUCGAUGAUCUCUCUCAACGUGUGGAUAGUGUUAAGGAAGAAAAUCUGAAGCUGAGGUCAGAAAAUCAAGUUUUAGGGCAAUAUAUAGAAAAUCUAAUGUCAGCAUCUUCAGUCUUUCAAUCAACAUCUCCAAAAAUUAAAAAAAAAUAAAUACUCUGGUCAAGCAAUUACGUGAGCCACCACAGCUUUUAACAAUUCAUCAUCAUUCUUUUUUAGCAUUAUAUUUAUAAUUUUGCCCACUAGUCUUAUUGACAAUAAAUUUCCACUGCACUGAA
Messenger RNA from Daphnia carinata, 598 nucleotides. RefSeq names its product short coiled-coil protein B. The transcript has 4 exons. NCBI's taxonomy places the organism in Eukaryota, Metazoa, Arthropoda, Branchiopoda, Diplostraca, Daphniidae. Bases 84 to 473 code for a protein of 129 amino acids. Gene Ontology annotation, cellular component: trans-Golgi network. The record is from RefSeq and is a predicted model, not a curated record.